AUGGAAAGCCUAUCAGCCUAUGCGGGUCUUCUGGCCGCCGGUGCCCCGUAUGCUCUCCAGUUGGCCGCAUCGACAAAAUGGUGGCCUAUCCUUUUCCCUCUAUUCGCUCUUCCCGCUCUAUCGUUGUGUCUCUCGGUGGCAACUCUUUCACGAAAAGGCCCGCUGAACACUUAUGCCAGUUUGACACCGAUUGCGGCUGGCAUUGGUUGGGCAUUGGCCUUUCAUGUGGGCGAGCGACUGCUGGCCGAGAUGUUACGCGCGGCACAAACGCUUCUCUACAUCGUUUUCUCAGUGAGAACCAGCUUGGAUUGGGCAAUUGAUUGCGGUCACUCGUACAACAGCCGUGAGUGUUCCCCAUUCGCCGACGAGAAUGUCACCGAGGUGCACGACUAUAGUCACUGGCCUGACAACUUUUGGCCCGCACAGGAGUUCAAUCGUUAUUUAAUCCGGGACAACAUUCUCGACAACAAAAACCUCUCAAAACUUUGGGAACCGAAUGAGUGGUACAUUGGUCGUAGCUACGAGCUUUUCUACUUCUCGAUCCCAUCGAUUCCGCUCAUUUUCUCACAUAUCGUCAUUUGGACGAUAAUCUAUUGUCUACUCGUCAAAUUCCCUCAAUGGAUCGAUUUCUUCAUCACUCGUUUCUGUCUCUUUUUGCCCAGUGUGCUCUACGUUUUUGUGAUUUUUGGCUUAGCGAUAAGCGGUUUUUCCUUUGGUAACACUGAAGCCGAGGUAUCGCAGGAUGAAAUCGAGAAAGUUCCACAAUCGUUUUGGACUGAUCUUAAGGGUUUCUAUCGUAGCUCGAUUUUACUUGUCGACUACUCGACGGCUUUCACUGGGAUUUCUCUAUUGGUUGUGAGUCGGUUGAAUCAUGGAGCUCCACCAGUGUUAGCCUGGGUAGCGGUACCUCUCAUGAUGGUGAUCCCCAUUUUUCUCUCAGUGCUGACAACAGGCUGCGAAGGACACAUAACCAAAUUGCAACCGCACUACAAAACUUAUGGAUCUAUUGAUGAGACCUAUUCAUUUGACGUGAUUCCGGUGUGUUUGGCGACGACUCGCGCCGGCCCUUUGUGGUCAUUUAUGUUCUACGUAGCGCACUUUUUCUACUCAUGCAUGGGCCCUUUGAUCAUCUACACACUUUACAUCUACUCUGUUUUCUCGGAGCAAUUCAUCGUUUUUCACACUCAUUCACAAUCGUUUUACUCGGGUUUUUGUGCUUUG
Molecule: messenger RNA, 1221 nt
Organism: Mesorhabditis belari
Lineage: Eukaryota; Metazoa; Nematoda; Chromadorea; Rhabditida; Rhabditidae
Source: the annotation of a GenBank genome assembly